Molecule: messenger RNA, 3088 nt
Organism: Oncorhynchus keta (chum salmon)
Lineage: Eukaryota; Metazoa; Chordata; Actinopteri; Salmoniformes; Salmonidae
Gene: crlf2
Product: cytokine receptor like factor 2
Exons: 6
Coding region: 253-1080 (275 amino acids)
Biological process (GO): cytokine-mediated signaling pathway
Cellular component (GO): external side of plasma membrane
Molecular function (GO): protein binding; cytokine receptor activity
Source: RefSeq, a predicted model, not a curated record
UGGAGGUGUCUUGAUGUGGUUGACACUGACUUCUGUGGGGACUAGUGACAGUAGCUCAGAUUUUGAGUGUGUGUUUGUGAAUCUAACGUUCAGGAUAUAGAGAGUUUUUUUAGGAGCAGAGGGCAGGUGCCUUCACGUGUUUGUGCCUGCAUACAGAGGGUUCAGGAGUGUUUAUCUGCAGAGUAAGGGGGGCAAGUGUGUGUGUGUGGAGUGUUGUGUAUGUGUAGGGAUAUUUUUUUAGGGUAGCAUGCCAUGUGUACCAGUGCUCUCUUCGCUUGGCUCUUGUCUAUGCUGGUGCUCUGCUCCGAAGCUAGGAAAGACCAUCCAAAGAAGACCAAAGAAAGAAGAAUACCAUUAGAUCAUCAAAAGUCCAUUAGAGAAGCUAUAAACCCAAACAACAUUUGUUUGGACCUAUCUGACAGCUCUGAUGCUGUCUUUGUGUCGUGGAGGAACCCUAACCGUGUAGUAGGAGACCACUGCUAUGAGAGCACACUACAAUACAGGAACCACUGUGACACGGACUGGCAGGUUGUUGUACUGAAGGAGUUCUCCUACCAGGUGGACAAGCCAGACAGGAAGAGGAGAUAUUACUUCAGGAUACGGAUGAGAUAUGACUGUCUGUUUGGUGAUCUGAAGACUUGGAGUGGAUGGACACCAACUAGAUACUGGAGAAAUGAGACCGAGACAGGUCCCUGUGCCACAGAGAUAAAUGCCAUUGUUUAUGUUGUGACCAUUUUACCUUUGUUGAUCUGUUUCCUGCUGAUAGUCACUUUCUCACAGAAAAGGGUCAGAAGACUCUUCCUACCUCACAUUCCAGACCCCAAACACACCUGUGAAACUCUCUUCAGUAUGGACCAGUUUCAGUGGCACAGUACUUUCACAGAGCCCAGUGUGGAAUGUGAGACAGUUGACAUAGAAAUUGUCAGCACAGCAAAGACUGAGGAGGAAGAAGAAGCAGAGAGGGAAGAUGGACAAGCUGAAGAAGAAUCCACUCAUAUUGACCCGGUUUCUCAUCUAACAGACCUAGGCCUCCAGAGUUACCCUGACUUGGAGGUCAAUGGAACAUACGUGUUCUGGUGAGGGACGGACCAAGAUCUUCAUUUCAAAUUAACAUUACUGAAAUUGUGCUGAUGAGGUGCUUGUGACGAUGAUGGCCUUGGACCAAUGAUGUACUGUAUAUGACUGUAUGUGACAUGAUUGAACCAAAGGACUUGAAAUUUUGCACACUGUUGUCUUUUUUGCACACUUGUAUAGAUUAUUUGAAAUCUUAUUUAUAUCUUUAUUUCUGAUAGAUUUGUAUUUUACCUUUAUUUAACCAGGCAAGUCAGUUAAGAACACAUUCUUAUUUUCAAUGACGGCCUGGGAACAGUGGGUUAACUGCCUGUUCAGGGGCAGAACGACAGAUUUGUACCAUGUCAGCUCGGGGGGUUUGAACUCGCAACCUUCCGGUUACUGGUCCAACGCUCUAACCACUAGGCUACCCUGCCGUAGUACAAUAAAUAAUAAUAAGGACAAGUUAUAUUAUAUACUGAAAAAAAAUAUAAGAGCUGGCAACAAUUUACAAAGAUUUUACUGAGUUACAGUUCAUAUAAGGAAGUCAGUCAAUUUAAAUGAAUUAAUUAGGCCCUAAUCUAUGCAUUUCACAUGACUGGGAAUACACAGAUAUGCAUGUGUUGGUCACAUAUACCUUUAAAAAAUAGUGCCUCACAAUGAGCCUCAGGAUCUCAUCACGGUAUUUCUGUGCAUUCAAAUUGCCAUUGAUAAAAUAUAAUUUUGUUAGUUGUCUGUAGCUUGUGCCUGCCCAUACCAUAAGUCCACCACCACCAUGGGGCACUCUGUUCAUAACAUUGACAUCAGCAAACUGCUUGCCCACACAACGCCAUACCCUUGGUCUGUGGUUGUGAAGCCGGUUGGAUGUACUGCCAAAUUCUAAAAACGAUGUUGGAAGUGGCUUAUGGUAGAGAAAUUAGCAUUCAAUUCUCUGGUAACAGCUCUGGUGGAUAUUCCUGCAGUCAGCAUGCCAACUGCACACUCUCCCUCAAAACUAGAGAUAUCUGUGGCAUUGAGCUAUGUGACAAAAAGUCACAUUUUAGAGUGGCCUUUUAUUGUCCCCCAGCACAAGGUACACCUGUGUAAUGAUCAGGCAAUUUAAUCCGUUGAUAUGCCACACCUGUUAGGUGGAUAGAUUAUCUUGGCAUAGGAGAUAUGCUCACUAACAGGGAUGUAAACAACUUUGUGCACACACUUUUAGAGAAGUAAGCUUUCAGUGCAUAUGGAACAUUUCUGGGAUCUUUUAUUUCAGCUCAUGAAACAUGGGACCAAAUCAAAUUGUAUUGGUCACAUUCACAUGUUUAGCAGAUUUUAUUGCGAGUAUAGCGAAAUGCUUGUAACCAACACUUGACAUGUUGCGUUUAUAUUUUUGUUCAGUGUAUAUUGUUGUUUUGACAUAUUCUGACACAUUUUGUACAUUUUGCAGCGUUAGUUAAUACAUACAUGUUAAAAAAUAUGUUUUUGAAUUAUGUACAUGUUAUAUCGUCUGGAUGUUUAUAUUCUUUCGAGUGUUAUAGAACGAUAAACAAAGAAUAACACAAACACAAAUGUAAAUGCUGAAUAAAACAUACAAAAAAAACAAUAAACAAAUAAAGGAAUGGCUUAGCUUGAGAAUAUUUGGGGCUCAUGAUGUUGUGUAAGAGAUUAUGUUUUGAGCUCAUGUAAGGGGUGCGUAACUGGUAGCAGUGAAGUCCCCCCUUGACGCGCGGCUUCAGCAGCGAGCUGACACCGGCCUCGGGGAUGACCCGGAGGGCGAGGUGCACUGCGGUCCGGACGGAGACGGUGGAAAUCCCGCAGCAUAGAAGGGUCCAACACAUCCUCCUCCGGAACCCAGUAUCUCUCCUCCGGACCAUACCCCUCCCAGUCCACGAGGUAGUGAAGGCCCCUCGCCCAACGUCUCGAAUCCAGCAUGGAUCGAAUGGAGAAUGCCGGGGCAUAGGGGGUGGAGGAACCUCCCGCACCUCAGCUUCCUGGAGCGGGCCAGCCACCACCGGCCUGAGGAGAGACACAUGGAACGAGAGGUUAAUGAGGUAAUCGG